ACACGAGGUUUGGAACUUCAAGAGAGAGAAAAGUGUCUGCUAAAAAGAUCAUUUUGACUCUCUCUCUCUCGCCUCUCCCUCUAUCCAUAUCCAUGACUGAUUCACAAUUUUCUUUUCACAUCCCUUUGUCAUAUUAUUCUUAAUUCAACAAGUCUGCUUUUGACCACAUUCAAGAAAAUUAAUAGUGUUUUCUUGCUUCUUUUUUUUUUUUCGUUUUUAUUAUUUUAGCAUUUUAAUUUUAUAUGUUUCAUUGUUUCUUGAUUCAUUAUUAUUAUUAAAUAUCUAAUCUUUUGUGAGGUUUUGUUAAUUUUAAUGUUAUGAAUUCUCGGAUAUUUCUUGGAGAUUUGUAUAAGAAGAAAAACUAGUUCUUCAAGAUUUGUUGCUAUGCCUUGAAAAUAUUUCGUGGGGUAUAUUUUUGUUAGGGAAAUUAGAAGAUUUGAUCUUUGUGAAUCAUGGGAAAUUGCUGUGUAACACCUCAUGGUUCUUCUGAGAAGAAGAAACGGAAGAAUAAACCGAACCCUUUUUCCAUAGAUUACGGUGCGAAUCAUGGAUCUGGGGGUUCAAACAAGCUUGUUGUGUUGAAAGAUCCGACAGGUCAUAAUAUUAAUGAAAGGUAUGAUCUUGGGCGCGAGCUUGGCAGAGGUGAAUUUGGGAUCACUUAUUUGUGUACUGAUGUGGAGUCUGGUGAGAAACUCGCCUGCAAAUCCAUAUCCAAGAAGAAGCUGAGGACUGCAGUGGAUGUUGAGGAUGUGAGGAGGGAGGUUGAGAUCAUGAAGCAUUUGCCUAAGCACCCAAAUAUCGUGAGCUUGAAGAACACUUACGAGGAUGAAAGCGACGUUCAUAUUGUUAUGGAAUUGUGCGAAGGUGGUGAAUUAUUUGAUCGGAUAGUGGCACGGGGACAUUAUACGGAAAGGGCAGCUGCAUUCAUUAUGAAGACCAUUGUUGAAGUUGUUCAGAUGUGCCACGGACAUGGAGUGAUGCAUCGUGAUCUCAAACCGGAGAAUUUUCUCUUUGCAAAUAAGAAAGAAACAGCUCCACUGAAAGCAAUUGAUUUUGGUCUGUCAAUCUUCUUUAAACCUGGUGAGCACUUCAGUGAGAUUGUGGGAAGUCCUUACUAUAUGGCCCCAGAAGUUCUAAAACGCAACUAUGGGCCAGAGGUUGAUGUGUGGAGUGCUGGAGUUAUCCUUUAUAUUCUGCUUUGUGGAGUUCCACCCUUCUGGGCAGAAACUGAGCAAGGAGUGGCACAAGCAAUUAUUCGAUCUGUCAUUGAUUUCAAGAGAGAUCCUUGGCCUAAAGUAUCCGACAAUGCAAAGGACCUUGUAAAGAAAAUGCUCGAUCCAGAUCCCAGCCGUCGUCUCACGGCUCAGCAAGUUCUCGAGCAUCCGUGGCUUCAAAAUGCAAAGAAGGCACCAAAUGUCUCAUUGGGUGAGACCGUGAAAGCAAGGCUCAAACAGUUUUCUGUGAUGAACAAGCUCAAGAAAAGGGCUCUAAGGGUUGUGGCCGAGCACUUGUCCGUGGAAGAAGUGGCUGGGAUUAAGGAAGCAUUUGAUACGAUGGACACUGGAAAGAGGGGCCUAAUUAAUCUUGAAGAACUUAAAAUUGGUUUGCGAAAGAAUGGUCAUCAGAUACCUGAUGCUGAUCUUCAGAUUCUCAUGGAAGCUGCUGAUGUUGAUGGAGAUGGAGCUUUGAAUUAUGGGGAGUUUGUUGCUGUUUAUGUGCAUAUUAGAAAGAUGGCCAAUGACGAGCACCUACAUAAAGCUUUUUCAUUUUUUGAUCGAAAUAAGAGUGGAUAUAUAGAGAUUGAAGAACUCCGGCACGCUCUGAGUGAUGAAGAUGAUGCCAAUAGCGAGGAAGUUAUCAAUGCUAUCAUGCAUGAUGUUGAUACAGAUAAGGAUGGACGCAUAAGCUACGAAGAAUUUUCUGCAAUGAUGAAGGCUGGUACUGAUUGGAGAAAAGCGUCCAGACAAUACUCACGCGAACGAUUCAAUAGUAUUAGCUUGAAGUUGAUGACGGAUGCCUCUCUGAAGUUAACAAACGAAGGUCGAUGAACGAGGGGAAAAAAGCAGAUUCGAGAGGCACAUUGCGAAUUUAUUUUAUUUUUUCUAAUUUUCUGUUGAGUUUAUGAAUUUACUGUUUCGUUCUUUCUAAGUCAUUUUUGUUCUAGUUUUCUUUCCUUUUUUAUUACAUGAUAGGAUUUUAGGUAUGAUACGUUUCUACAUGGCUAGACAUGCAUAAUAUUUAACAUAGAGAAUUGGCGAUUUAAAGUGUUUUACUUGUGUAAAUUGUUGUUCGAUUUUAAUGAA
Olea europaea var. sylvestris is the source of this 2303-nucleotide messenger RNA. Its product is annotated as calcium-dependent protein kinase 8-like. The coding region runs from base 453 to 2048 and encodes 531 amino acids. Gene Ontology annotation, molecular function: calmodulin binding; calcium-dependent protein serine/threonine kinase activity; calcium ion binding. Gene Ontology annotation, cellular component: cytoplasm; nucleus. The record is from RefSeq and is a predicted model, not a curated record. The transcript has 8 exons. Gene Ontology annotation, biological process: peptidyl-serine phosphorylation; protein autophosphorylation; intracellular signal transduction. NCBI's taxonomy places the organism in Eukaryota, Viridiplantae, Streptophyta, Magnoliopsida, Lamiales, Oleaceae.